Paramecium sonneborni is the source of this 377-nucleotide messenger RNA. NCBI's taxonomy places the organism in Eukaryota, Ciliophora, Oligohymenophorea, Peniculida, Parameciidae. The record is from the annotation of a GenBank genome assembly.
UAUAUGAUUCGUAAAAUUGUGACCUCUAUAAAUAAAUUUCGAAGAGUCUAUGAAGAUUAAAAACUCGGUAGACAACUGAUAGGAACUGAUUAGCAUGGUAAUCUCUACUAUUAAUAUUACGAUUAAAAUGGAAAACCCACUCGAAGAAUGAGUGAAAGAAUUGAUAAAAUGGCACCAUUUGUAGAUCCAUUAUGGGAAGAAUGGAUUAGACAUCAAAGAGAUAAACCAUAUACUGAAGAAGAAAAAGCAGAACUAGAAAAAUAAUAACAAGCAUAUAAAACUAAAGUCAAUUAAUAUGAGUAAAAAGAUGCAGAAAUGAUGAAAUAGUUUAAAAAAUCAAACAAAACAUGGAAUGCAAAUAACAAAUGAAAUCUAAC